Messenger RNA from Malassezia restricta, 2940 nucleotides. RefSeq lists its product as uncharacterized. The record is from RefSeq and is a predicted model, not a curated record. Bases 1 to 2940 code for a protein of 979 amino acids. The transcript has a single exon. Lineage: Eukaryota; Fungi; Basidiomycota; Malasseziomycetes; Malasseziales; Malasseziaceae.
AUGUCCGACGGCGGUGUGGGCCCGUCAGCAUUGUGGCCGUCGGUAUCAACUCAUUCCCAGGAUGUUUUAUUCAAGCAUCAGAAAAAAGAGGAGCGCCGAAUGAGACGGCGAAUGCAGCUCGCUGCCGCACUUAUUGAAGCAGACAAUGAAUUAAUUCAGCAUCGUUUGAUGCUGCUAUCGCAACAAAAUGAGAUGCCACCAGAGUAUCACGAUUCUAUCAUGCUUCCAAAAUAUGCCACUGAAAGCGCAUUAUUCCGAGACUCACAAAGUUCGGACAGUAUACGGCCUGUUUAUACAUACCCUCUCGCAUCGGUCCAAGAGCUUUCGCGAAACUUCGUUGGCUUGUCGGCUAAAUGGGAUGAGGAUGAAUUAUCUGACUAUGUCUCUGCCUCUGACAAUCAAAAAAAUGGUGAUGCGGUUAAGUUGGAUCUUCAUCCCAAUACAUUUGGAUCGCCUAUGAUAGACGUUUUACACCACGCCAAUAUGACUAUGGAGAAUGGACAGGAACCUGAACCAUCACUGUCACUUUCAAACGAAUCUGAGAAAGCCACAUUAAAAACCUCUCAUUCUAUGCCCCAGCUGUCUGAUCCGGGACUUGAUUCACGCGCAGACUUUUUAUUGCAUCGUAUUCAACAGAUGAAAGAGCACCCUGAAAGCACUCCAAAUUUGGAUGUGAGCAUGUCUUCCAACGAGGAUUCUAGCAUGUCACGAAGUAUGGAAAAAUCAUCUGAUAUUCUGAACGUUGCAAUGGCAUCUUACGCCGGGUCGAACGAGGACGCCCAAAUCAACGCGCUUGGCAUUGAACUUGGCUCCGAUAACCGCGACCUACCGUCUUUUCGACAACGUGUUCUGAAGCGACAAAUUUCUGUACGGCGGCCUAGUGGUCGCAGACACUCUCUCUCUGUGUCUGGCUGGCCCGGUGAAAUGCACUCUGUGGCUGAUGAAGCAGGCAUCUUGUAUGGUCAGGCGCUCCCUGAUAUUCACUCGCCUGCUACUGCUCGUGAUUCUGAGCAAACUGAGGGUGAAUAUCAGUUGCAUGCACCUUUUCAUUCUGAAAAUGAUUAUCCUGUAAGCACACGCUGGUCACAUCGUUUAAAUCCGUUCAAGACGGCGACUAAGAAGCGGUUCACCCUUCCAUCUGUACAUACAUCGAUUUCUCCAUCAGGUGAAUCAUCCACAUACCCGCAUCUUGCUGGACUCUCUCCGGUACCAGACGAAGUGAACGUGACGCACUCAAUUCCUUCCACCAAAGAUGAUGACAUGAUUGGUGUCAGUCUCCAUUCGCCCCUACCAACGGAUCCUGUUUCAGAACGGGCUCCUUCUAGUGCCACUACAAUUAGGCCCAGCCAAUUGUUUGAGCAUGUUCCUGUUACUCCCGAUUUGGCUGUGGCGCCUGGUAUGUCUCACACGUCUGCGUCAUUUUAUGUGACGGAUGAGGGUGUUGGCACGCAAAGGCGUUCUGCUAUCCCAUCAUAUAUUUGUAUUCCAAUGCCUUUGAGCUCUCUUUCGAUUGACUAUCGGUCUCUGGACAAUUUUUUCACUCCGCAUGGGAGCUUUGUUAUGGAUGGUGGUGUCAUUGUACCUUCCAUUAAAAAUGAUGUUGGCACAUUUGCCCCUGUCGAAAUACCUGCUCAUUUGGGACGCCGAGCUUUACAUCCAUCGACUGCUUUGUUCCGUAAUGUUCUUGUUAAUCGCGACGAAGACCGUGAGGGCUGGGGCUGGGAACAUUUCACAAAUGCAUCAAAGUACUUUGCCGAUUUGGCGGCGGACGAUGAUGAUUCUGACGACGAACUUCCCCUAAUGGAUGUGCGUAUUCACAAACGUGACGAAGCACUUGCUGAAAAGCGUUGCCGUCGCGAACGUCUGCGUCGAAAGCGAGAGAAGCGCGAAAGACAGCGAUUGCAUGCAUUAGCGAAGAACAAAAGGUUUUUGGCUACCAAACAUGGUAGUUCACCUAUCUCGGAUGAUGAGACGUUUUUAAAUGCAGCAGAUGAAGACAUUGAUGACGACGACACUAUCAUUGACGAUGAAGCUGAUGGUGAGAUACCGUGGAAUGAUGAUCGUCGGCCUGCCGGACGUCUUUACGGUACGAAUUUGAUUGACAAAGCAACUCGUCAUGAAUUAGAUCGGCAACAAGCCGCCAAGCAUUAUGGUCACCAUUCCGCAAUAAACGAUCAUAUAUUCAACGAUGAUACACGUGAACGUAUGCAACGCCUUUUCGGUCAGCAGACGUUAUGGGAGGAUGAGAAACGAAGGUAUGAAACUCCGAAAAACGACCAACACGCAACUAUGGACGCGGUUAUGGAGCCUGGUAUUGCCUCAGCAAUUGUCUACCCAACUUCUGAAGAAAUCCGCGAAUUGGAGGAUACUCAGGAGGUGCAUGAUGAUGAUAAGGCUGACGCAUGGCUUGAUGAUUCAUCUGACGAAGAUAAAGGCUCACACAGCACGGUGCCAUCUACCGAAAAGAUGAGCAGGACAUCUCGCUUUGAGCUAAGUCAACCACAGUGGAUACCAAAAGGCGACGACGAUAUGCCACUUAUUUCGUUGCAACACGUUAAUGACACACCAUCCAGUGACGAAGAUCUAGAACCUUUGGGUAAAAAGCACCCUCAAGCUGAAAUCAUUGCGGAAAAAGAAGCUAUGCUGCGACGCUUGCAGGAGGAAAAUUCACAAAUUCGAAUGAUGCUUCUGCAUUCGACAAUGCAAAUGCCACCCGUUCCUUACAUGCCCUGGAUGAUGCCUCCUGUCCCUGGUAGCAUGACGGAUACUCACAGCAUGCUUGUUGGUGCUGAUGCAGGAGAUGACGUUCCGGCGGCUUACAUGUACGAUCCAAAUAUCCACGCAUAUGGUCCUUCACCCUUACCUGAACGGUUGUCCAUGGAAAAUUCGCAGGCCGCUACAUGGAAUCCAAAUCGCGACACCUUAUUAUUAGAUUCGUAG